AUGGAAGAACAGCAUGGCUUUCGCCCGGGUCGCUCAUCUUCCACUUGUAAUCUUGUGUUCACUAACUAUAUUUUUAAUGCUUUCCAAAAUCAAUUACAAGUAGAUGUUAUAUACAAUGAUUUCAGUAAAGCAUUUGACUCUGUAGAUCAUACGACCCUUAUUACUGUUCUUAGACAAUAUGGUUUUGGUGAACCACUACUUUCUUGGAUUAGUUCCUAUAUUUGUGACCGAUACCAAUGGGUAAAAGUAUUCGGCGUUAAGUCUAAUGUAUUUUUAGCGUCUUCUGGUAUCCCACAGGGAGGUCACUUGUCCCCUAUUCUAUUUUCCUUAUUCUUAAACUGUGUGCAUAAAGUUUUACACCAUUGUCAUUUUCUUUGUUUUGCCGACGACAUCAAACUAUUUAUGCGUGUAAGCUCGACUGAUGACUGUUUGAAAUUACAGGAUGACCUUAAUAGAUUUUCUAAAUGGUCAAACUCUAUGGGAUUGUCACUUAAUUUAAUCAAAUGCAAGGUCUUUACGUAUCAUAGAACAAAACAUCCUAUUGUGUUUCACUAUAGUAUUACUGAAGUAAAUAUCUCGCGUGAGUUAAACUCUAUUACAGAUCUAGGCUUUAAGUUUAGUUAUAAUUUUGAUCCUAUGCUUCAUAUUGAUUAUGUUAGCUGUAAAGCUUUUAAAGCGUUAGGUUUUAUUAUGUGUUUGGCCAAAUAUUUCAAGCAAGGACUUUCACUUAAAGUGCUAUUCUAUUCUAUAGUCAAACCUAUUCUAGAAUAUGGUAGUGUAGUAUGGGAUCCUUAUAUUGCCUUGGGCUCGCUACAGCUUGAGCGAGUUCAGCGAAAGUUCCUACGCUUUGUCAGCUACUCGCUCAACAUAGUCUGUCCAAACCACGAUUAUGCCUCUGUCUCGUAUUUGCUUGGUCUAUCAUCAUUAGCUGCGCGUAGGCGCAAUGCUGGAAUUAAUUUCCUAAUUGGUUUAUUGAAUGGUAAUAUUGAUUCGCCGAGCCUGUUGUCCCUCAUAUGUUUUAGAGUACCUCAGCGCGCAACAAGAAAUAAUGCUCCAUUUGUUGUCCCUCACUGCCUAACUAAUUAUGCAAAAAAUGAGCCACUUAGGCGUCUUAUGACUAAUGCCAAUGUUGACCCUAACUUUUCAUUUUAA
This is a messenger RNA of Daktulosphaira vitifoliae (grape phylloxera), 1152 nucleotides long. RefSeq lists its product as uncharacterized. NCBI's taxonomy places the organism in Eukaryota, Metazoa, Arthropoda, Insecta, Hemiptera, Phylloxeridae. The transcript has a single exon. The record is from RefSeq and is a predicted model, not a curated record. Bases 1 to 1152 code for a protein of 383 amino acids.